Molecule: messenger RNA, 1470 nt
Organism: Oldenlandia corymbosa var. corymbosa
Lineage: Eukaryota; Viridiplantae; Streptophyta; Magnoliopsida; Gentianales; Rubiaceae
Source: the annotation of a GenBank genome assembly
AUGGCUUCCUCUGCCGGAUCUUCUGCCAUCCUUUCCGUCAAGGCUGCCGCGACUUUCACCAAACAACAGUCGCUCUCUGCCCCCCGCUCGGUUUCUUACUUCCAGCAGCAGCGGCUGUCCUCUCCGGCGCUUCAGCUCCGACAUCAUUGCUUCACCUCCUCCUCACAAUGUAGAUCGAUCAGCUCCGGGGUGAAAGCCGUUGCUACUGUAGAACAAUCAAGCCCUGAAGCUUCACAGAAGGUGGAAUCUCCUGUUGUUAUCGUCACUGGAGCUUCUAGAGGGAUUGGCAAAGCAAUUGCAUUGAGCAUGGGAAAAGCUGGUUGUAAGGUCCUGGUUAAUUAUGCAAGGUCAUCUAAGGAAGCUGAGGAAGUUUGCAAGGAGAUUGAGGCAUGUGGUGGUCAGGCACUGACCUUCGGUGGAGAUGUUUCUAAAGAAGCUGAUGUGGAAUCAAUGAUUAAAACGGCUGUUGAUGCUUGGGGAACUGUGGACGUAUUGAUCAACAAUGCAGGAAUCACCCGUGAUGGCUUGUUGAUGAGGAUGAAGACUUCUCAAUGGCAAGAGGUUAUUGAUCUAAAUCUUACUGGGGUGUUCCUGUGUACUCAGGCUGCAGCUAAGCUAAUGAUGAAGAAGAAAAAGGGAAGAAUCAUUAACAUAGCAUCAGUUGUUGGUCUUGUUGGUAAUGUUGGACAAGCCAAUUAUAGUGCAGCAAAGGCUGGAGUAAUUGGCUUGACGAAAUCCGUGGCUAAGGAAUACUCUAGCAGAAAUAUCAAUGUGAAUGCUGUUGCUCCUGGUUUCAUUGCAUCUGAUAUGACAGCCAAACUUAGUAGUGACAUUGAAAAGAAGAUAUUGGAGACAAUCCCACUAGGGAGAUACGGCCAACCAGAAGAAGUUGCUGGACUGGUUGAAUUCUUGGCCCUGAAUCCGGCUGCCAGCUACAUCACUGGACAGGUCUUUACCAUUGAUGGAGCCGCGACAUCAUCGUACGUAUCGACGUCGUCAUCAUCCUCAUCAUCAAUAUUCUCAAACUAUGCUCUGAUUUCUGCUGUCUUGGCCUUUGCUAUUGCUCAAUCCUUCAAGUUCGUCACGUCUUGGUACCGUGAAAAAAAGUGGGAUCUGAAGCAACUUGUUGGAUCCGGUGGGAUGCCAUCAUCCCAUUCAUCAACCGUCACUGCUCUGGCAAUGGGGGUUGGCUACCAAGAUGGCUUUGGCGGGCCAUCAUUUGCUAUCGCAUUGAUCUUAGCUUCUGUGGUUAUGUACGACGCAACGGGUGUACGGUUACAUGCUGGACGACAGGCCGAGGUUUUGAAUCAAAUUGUCUGUGAACUUCCAUCUGAGCAUCCUCUUUCAGAGAGCAGACCAUUGCGGGAACUUCUUGGCCACACCCCACCUCAGGUUGUUGCUGGCGGAUUUCUCGGCAUUGUGACAGCAACAAUAAUCCAUAUGAUGUUUGGCUGGGGGAGUAUAGCUUGA